GCACGUGGCCGUGGGUAUGGAAGUUAGACAGUCUCGAGUGAAAUGCUUGUUGAGCUUGUGUUUACACUCGUUUAGAGUAAAAAGUAGUUGAAAAACGUGCGUUUUUUGAGUGAAUUUCUAUUUCAAUCGUUUCAAAGAUGUCCAAACGUUCCAGUCGUCGUAGGGAUGAAGAACUUGCCUCGCUCCUGUUCUCAAGUGGCUCUACUAUUGAUAUCAGCAAACUAGGAGCUGGGAAACGCAAGAGGAAUGACCUCAGUAAUCAAAAGACAAUUGAUGAAUCUUAUACUGCAUCCGAUGUCCAUGCUUCUGAUUUGGAGCAAGAGCCUAAAGAAUGUGAAGUGGAAGAGGAUCAAGAAAGUCAGUCUACUGAUGGAAGUGAUGAGGAAGAGAACCAAGAAGCACCUUCUCAGAAGAGGAAAGCAGCUUGGGUUGAUGCUGAUGAUGUCACCACCAACAUUGCAGACGCCAUUCUUGCGCGAACAGAAAAGAUCAAGUUUGAGCAAGCUGUGGCUGUGCGUUCCGUUCAAGACAAAAACUACCAAGAGUUUCUAAAGGAUAAAUUCACGGCCGUGGUGGGCGAGGCACCAGCGUGGGCAGACCUGGAUGCUGCACAAGCCAGAAAUGAAGAAGAAGAUGAUGAUGAUGAAGAUGCCCUUCAGUUGGGCUGCAAUAUGAUUUCAUCUGCUGGUGGUGCCCUUCCCUCAAACUACCUAAACUACAGAUGGUUAUCAGAUUUAAAUGAAGAAGAAAAUGUAAAAGUGAGAAAUGGUUACCUCGGUAACAGCCUCAGAGCAGUUUUUGCUGCAAAUCAUCCCCUUGCUCUGGUCACAAGAAGACAGUAUGUCCUACAUGGAGAUGGAUUUGCUCAAAUCUAUCAAGUCGGGCCCGAACACUGCCACAAACUUGACGAAUUUGUAUUCAACAAAUUUCCUAUUUGUUCCUCGGCAUUCUUGCCAUGUAGCAAAAAAUUCAUCAUAGGCGCUAAACAAGCGAGACACUUUUAUGUUUACGAUAUGGAAGCUGGCAAGGAAAUUAAAGUCCCGUGGACGUCCGGCGACAGGCAACGUAAGAACACGCGUAACAUGGAGCACGUGGUGGUUGUGAACGAUAAUGAGGUGAUAGUGCAAGACAGAGACGAGCUCACCAUCUUGGAUACGCGACUCUGGCGUCCCGUAGACUGCCUGCGCCCGCCCUCCAGGAUCGGGGCCUUCUGCGUGUCUGCCAUGGGCGACACCGUCUACUCGUUUGGCCACGAUGACGGCGAAGUGACCGUCUGGGACCACUCGAGUCGCCGCGCCCGUGCACAGUUCACAGACGAAGGCUGCAUCAACGGCACCGCCAUCGACGUGUCCCCCAACAGCUCGUACCUGGCGUGCGGCUCCAACACUGGAGUGGUGAACCUCUACAGCGCCAGGGACGUCGAGAUGAGCCACACCCCGCGUCCUCUCAAGGUUCUGUCGCAGCUCGUGACUAGCGUCAACUGCGUCAAGUUCAACAGUUCGUCAGAAGCUCUUGUCUUCUCUUCUAUGGAGUUGCCGAAUGCCGUCAGAAUCGCGCACCUGCCGAGCUACCACGUGUUCAGCAACUUCCCGCGCCUCGACCACAAGCUCGACAACGUCUUGUCCUGCUGCUUCACUCCCGGCAGCGGCUACCUCGCCCUCUGCUCCUCGGGGCGGCGCGUUCACAGAUUACGCCUCCAGUACUACAAUAAAUACUAAUUUUUACAAACAUGUUAUCUGUAAUGUAGCACAGGUAUAAAAAAAUGUCAAUAUAGAUGAGACUUAAC
Messenger RNA from Hyalella azteca, 1786 nucleotides. It is a transcript of the gene wcd, whose product is annotated as U3 small nucleolar RNA-associated protein 18 homolog. The record is from RefSeq and is a predicted model, not a curated record. Gene Ontology annotation, molecular function: protein binding. The transcript is spliced from 8 exons. Lineage: Eukaryota; Metazoa; Arthropoda; Malacostraca; Amphipoda; Hyalellidae. Bases 138 to 1718 code for a protein of 526 amino acids. Gene Ontology annotation, biological process: rRNA processing. Gene Ontology annotation, cellular component: small-subunit processome; Pwp2p-containing subcomplex of 90S preribosome.